AUGGUGGCCAUCCCGUUACCUAACACGGAUGACCCCGUGGAGCAGGGCGUGCAGCGGAUAUGGACAGCCAUGGAAGGCGUGUCUGAGAAGGGCCAGACCCUGUAUUGGCCGUUGCUGGCAUACAUGAAUGCAGACAGCAUGGCCAAGCAUGUCCAGCCAUGGCAGCAGAUAUUGGCAUUUAUCGCCCACAUAUAG
This is a messenger RNA of Aspergillus alliaceus, 195 nucleotides long. RefSeq lists its product as uncharacterized. The transcript is spliced from 2 exons. The record is from RefSeq and is a predicted model, not a curated record. NCBI's taxonomy places the organism in Eukaryota, Fungi, Ascomycota, Eurotiomycetes, Eurotiales, Aspergillaceae. The coding region runs from base 1 to 195 and encodes 64 amino acids.